Molecule: messenger RNA, 1371 nt
Organism: Doryrhamphus excisus (bluestripe pipefish)
Lineage: Eukaryota; Metazoa; Chordata; Actinopteri; Syngnathiformes; Syngnathidae
Source: RefSeq, a predicted model, not a curated record
GUAAAUUCCCCAGUGUUAAAUAUGCAGUGUCAAAGUGCAUUGACUCUAUCCGAGUUAAUACAACAACAGCUUGAGUAAAGCGCCCCCCAGUGUUGGUGUCAAUUUCCGUCGUUAAAUGAGCAGUGUUAGACUUACUCUGAAGAGCCCCGCCCACCUCCUCUUCAAUUUCUAACCGUCAGAAUUUUCAAGACGGCAUUUUCUCCCAGUGGAAAGAGUACGUACGAGAACAUGCUCCUCAAAGUGAAACUUGGUGAUGUCCAAAAAUUUGUUAGAGUAUACUGAGCCAAAUCUGUCAGACUUUUUGAAUGCAGCAUUUGCCAAAUUUGGUGUCCCAGCUGUAACAGAAGGUGUCAAAGUUGUUGACAGUUCAGGGACUGAAUUAGAUGACGAUGUUUUUGAGGAUAUAGUAAAGGAUCCCUCCACUGGGGUGCUAACCAUCAUAUAUGAAACAGAAUCUGUCUCCAUGGUAGCCUCUCCUGAGUCCCAACUAUCAUCUCUGGGUUCAUCGGACUCACUGGAUACCAUCGUCCUUUCAGACAGCCCUUCCAGAAAGUGUCAGAGGCUGUAUUCAGAGGCUAUGCAACUGGUGAAAUCCAUUCUUACCAAGAAAUCUGAUGGAGAAUAUAUAAUUAAUGAAUACAACCGAACUAAGACCUUGGCAGAUGAGAGCAGAAGGAAAAUGGUGAACAUACUGGCAGCUGAUAUGACGGAGAAGAAUGGUACAUCUCCACCCAGACAGGUGAAAGAAAUGUAUGCGAGAGGAAUUGUGAACUUGUUCCCCUACCUCAGAGACCCAUUCUCCAAGAAUGGCUAUCAUCAGCGGAAGGACCAUCUGGUGAGGACAUGUCAGGAGGACCAACUGUCAGACGAGUUUCCCAAUUCGUUCCAGAGACUGUCCUGAGUGAAGAUGAGUGCAAGGAAGCAAUGUCACUGAUGAAACAUUCAGCUGACGAGGACACAGUUAGGAAGAAGGUGAAGCUGACAUUUGUCCAUCGGCGUAACAUGGUCCUUGUCCCACAGCAGUCAAGCAACAUACUAUCUGAUUUUCCUCGUUUCAAAGACAUCAGAGGCUUGGUAAUUAUCUAAUUUUGACAGUGUGAUGACACUUGAAUGGUUUUCACUUCAGUAGAUGGGAAUUGUAUUAAUAUUUUACAACUAUUGCACCUUUUAACUAUGACUGACUGUAAUCCUGAAAUUGUCACCAAACAUACCACUCCAGGUUGAACAAGAUUUUGCUCUGAUGUUUGGAGAGGAUGUAUCAGGCAAGUUUCUGGAGAAGUGGUCAACCACAUUCAAGAAGAAGAUCAUCCAACAAUGCAGAACGAUUCCCUCCACCAGUGAGCUUAAGGAACUCCUUCUGGCAGCUGAUCC